AUGCAGACGCUCUGGACUCGCGUCGCGCAGGUCCGGGUGUCUUGCCACUGUCCGCAAUGCCUUCCAUCGACCAGCGCCGUGGCCCGCCGCGCCGCUGCCACCGCCACCAGACGAGCUCCGCGGCUCUGGACCAGUUCGACGCUGUGGUACUCUGGCAUCUUCGCAGUGGCCGCAACUCUGGAUCAGGGCAUCAAACAACAGCGGCGAGAGCAGUGGAACAAGGCAAUCGAGGAUGUCAAGCAAGACCUGGCACGAUCAGACGACGCCGUCGCCAAUCGCGACUUCCUGGACAGUCUGGAGCAGGAGACGAUUGCAACGCCAGACAUGAGAGAGCACCUCGAUAGCAGUCCUCUGAGACCGCAUAUGCCCGAGUGGCCAGUAAGCACCGGCCAGGGCCGCUUGCCAAGCAAACUACCGCCGCAGUCCAUCUACACGGCCAAUCGCAGGAAGGCGAAGAAUAUGUUGAACCGCUGGGACCCCAAAAAGAUUGAAAGAGUGCAGCUGAGCAUCGAUGCGCUGCAGUUGGAGUUUUUCAUGGAGCUGCAUCGCCACGGCUGGCACGAGGAAGCCGCGAGCGCUGUACCUUCUUGGUACGCGGAAUAUAUUCUACAGCCUGUUGAAGAUACCCGUAAAGCUCUGGCGCAGAAGCACAUGGAUCUAUACGAUGUGUUCCACAUGAAAGGCAGGUACUCCUUGGAUCUCCAGGAUGAGCAACACGCAAAUGAAGAGUUCGCCCGCUGGCAGCGCUCACAUGGAGACGAGCCGCUAUGCAACUACGUUCAGGACGAACUGGGAUCUUUCCACAAUACGGCACAUGAUCUCAAUAGCUCUCUACGGCAUCUGUUCGACUUGGGACGAAAGCGCGUGCUGUCUAAACCCGCUAUGCUGGCCAAGGUAUAUCACAAUUUGUCGGUCUCGUCAGCGCCGCCGAACGUAGACACGUUCAAUACACUCAUUAUUGGACUUUCUGAUGUCGGCACUCGACGGCUGGUGGAGGACUGCAUCGACUGUUUGCAGUGUACAAAGAUACGCUACAACGAAAUUUCUCUCGCGUCCAUACUGAAUCACUGGACAUUGAAUGAAAAUGGAGACGAGUUUCAGCGCUGGGUCGAGCUCAUGCGUGGGAAUUGGGGCGGUCUGUUCCUUGCUCAGCCUGGCGUCCAGAGAACAAAGUCAAGUCAGGGAAGACUUGUCCUGAAAGACGAAGAGUCUCCCAGAGUCAUUCAGCGUCCAUCUCCCACACCCAUGGUAUUCAAUGCUUUGAUCAAUGGAGUCAUCAAAUUCAGCGGCUUCAAUGCCGCAUUGCGCGUUUGGGAAGCCGCGCGCGAAGAGGGAUGGGGCUUGGCUAUCAGUGGUUUUCACCCUUUGCUGAAAGACUGCUCAAGACGAAGAGAUUGGGGCGCGGGACUCGCGAUCUGGAAACAGAUUACAGCAUUGAGGACCACCUCGGAGAAGCCUGAGAAUAGGUCCGACACGAGCAUGAGGAAUACCCCAGUCAUUGAUUUGCCGAUCUUCGCAUCGAUGCUGCAGUUGUGCACCCGUUGCAACAAUCGCACCGCGUUCCAGGAUGUCAUGGGCCAGGCAAUUGCGGCACAUCCAUGUUCUGCUACGGAUCUGAUCAGGAUGGUCAAACUGGAAAGGUCAGAAAUGCAAGCCUCAGACCAAAGGAUCGAGCCUGUUGCUAAUGACAUUCGCACUACGGUGGAGGAAAUGAACGUCAGUCAAUAUCCCAACGACUUGAACAAUUUUCGACGGCAGGAUAUGAUGCAUGUCAAAGACGAGGGAUCCAAGGCAACAGUAGCCUCAGAUAGUGCCAGGAACCACUUGCUGGAAGAUGCUGUGCCCACUCGCGACGAGUUCCAAAGUUCCUGGUUGCCAAUUGAACUGCAACGCCGGUAUCGGAAAAGCGUUAUGGAGAAGCGUAAGUGGUGGAAAGAGGAACACCCAUGGUGGGAGGAUAAACGCAAACAGUGGGAAGACGAACGGGAACAGGGAGAGGGUACCCCCGAAGGUUCGAAUGUCGUUGAGCCCGAGCAAGAGCAAUGUCAUGGAGAAGGAUUUGGAGAGUCGCGCGGACUAUUCAUUCAGCAACCUGAAAGCUAUGUGAUGCAGCAGGUGCAGCAUCUUGACGAAAUUAAUGAGCUGGAUCAGCGAACCAGGCAUGCAGUCGAUGCGACUUCAAUUCCGGAUCAACUGCCUUCCAUCUACCRGCCCUUCAGUCACUGA
Messenger RNA from Ramularia collo-cygni, 2226 nucleotides. RefSeq lists its product as uncharacterized. NCBI's taxonomy places the organism in Eukaryota, Fungi, Ascomycota, Dothideomycetes, Mycosphaerellales, Mycosphaerellaceae. Bases 1 to 2226 code for a protein of 741 amino acids. Gene Ontology annotation, molecular function: protein binding. The record is from RefSeq and is a predicted model, not a curated record. The transcript has a single exon.